Anguilla rostrata (American eel) is the source of this 1484-nucleotide messenger RNA. RefSeq names its product Y box binding protein 1 (gene ybx1). The transcript has 8 exons. The coding region runs from base 168 to 1103 and encodes 311 amino acids. Gene Ontology annotation, biological process: regulation of gene expression. NCBI's taxonomy places the organism in Eukaryota, Metazoa, Chordata, Actinopteri, Anguilliformes, Anguillidae. The record is from RefSeq and is a predicted model, not a curated record. Gene Ontology annotation, cellular component: nucleus. Gene Ontology annotation, molecular function: nucleic acid binding.
UUUCGGCUCUCAUUCCGUCCAGUUCGAUCGGCAACGGGAGCGGAGAAAGGAAAGAGCCCGAAGGCAGCAGCCCCCACCACCGCCGGCCCAGGUUACCAUCUAGCACCGGGAAAACACACUAGAAAGCCACCGCCGGCACAAGUCUAAGGUACCAACCAGAAACCACCAUGAGCACUGAAGCCGAGACGCAACCACAGUCGCCGCAGCCUGAAGCCGAAGCGGAAAGUCCAUCCAGCCCGGCAGCCGAAGCUACCGCGGGGGAUAAGAAGGUCAUCGCAACAAAGGUCUUGGGAACAGUUAAAUGGUUCAACGUAAGGAAUGGCUAUGGUUUCAUCAACAGGAAUGACACAAAAGAAGACGUCUUUGUACAUCAGACUGCCAUAAAGAAAAACAACCCCAGGAAAUACCUCCGCAGUGUUGGAGAUGGAGAGACAGUGGAGUUUGACGUGGUUGAAGGUGAAAAGGGUGCAGAGGCAGCCAAUGUCACCGGCCCUGGCGGGGUCCCAGUACAGGGAAGCAAAUACGCAGCAGACCGCAACCGCUACAGGCGGUACCCCCGUCGCAGAGGCCCGCCCCGGGACUACCAGGAGAACUACCAGAGUGACGGGGAGGGCGAGGGUCGUGAGAAGAGGGAGGGGGUGGAGAGCGCCCCCGAGGAAGAGAUGCAGCCGCAGCAGCACCGGCCGUCCUUCCCGGGGCGUCGCCGCUACCCCCCCUACUUCGUCCGCAGGCGCUACGGCCGCCGGCCCCCGUACACCAACGCCCCGCGCGGAGAGAUGACUGAGGGCGGUGAGGGAGAGGAGAACCAAGGCGGUCCAGACCAGGCCAACAAACCAAUGAGGCAAAAUUACUAUAGAGGCUUCAGACCAAGGUUCAGGCCAAGAGGUCCCCCGCGUCCCAGGCCAGUUCGGGACGGCGAGGAGGACAAGGAGAACCAGGGCGAGGGCAGCCAGAACCAGGAGCCCCGCCAGAGGCGGUACCGCCGCAACUUCAAUUACCGACGCAGACGCCCACAGACCGCCAAGCCCCAGGACGGCAAAGAGAGCAAGGCAGCCGAGACGCCAGCCGAGAAAACGCCCGCUCCCGCUCCCGAGGCCGAGUAACGACCGGCUUACCAUCCGUACCAUCGCCGGGUAUGUCAACAUGAAGAAACAUCUGAAGAUCUGAGCAAUAAGGAACAGAUUUGACUUGACGAUCUUGAAAGCUUGCAACAUGCGUUUGACCAGAUUACCACCGAUUGCCUGCAGAAUCUAUGCAGCUCUUUUCUUUUUCCAUUCUUUUUAUGUGACAGCUAAGAAAUGAGUUUUUUUUUCUUUUGAAACCGCAGACGUUUUUUCUAAAUCGGUCUUAAGUUUUUACACCAAAAGGUUUUUAAAAGAAAAGUAAUUUGAUAUCUGGUCAAUUUGACAUUUUUAAAUGAAACUUUUUAUGUAUACAACAUGAAUUUUAAAAGGCAAGCGCAAAUAAAAGUCAAAAGAACUGUA